Peromyscus maniculatus bairdii (prairie deer mouse) is the source of this 6335-nucleotide messenger RNA. It is a transcript of the gene Sstr4, whose product is annotated as somatostatin receptor 4. Gene Ontology annotation, biological process: neuropeptide signaling pathway; cellular response to glucocorticoid stimulus. NCBI's taxonomy places the organism in Eukaryota, Metazoa, Chordata, Mammalia, Rodentia, Cricetidae. Gene Ontology annotation, cellular component: plasma membrane; neuron projection. The record is from RefSeq and is a predicted model, not a curated record. Gene Ontology annotation, molecular function: neuropeptide binding; somatostatin receptor activity.
GAGAGAGAGAGACAGCAGAGCCCCACCUCUGCCUCUGACGGACCUGGAAAUCACCAAGAUGUCCAUAGGGAGCUUCAGUUUGCUUCAUCCCUGGAGUGAGUUAAAGGAUGCUAUAGGACUUCUUGAAAAUUGAAGGGGCGGGGGAGGGAUAUCAGGUGCUAGGAUGAUGGGUCUGCACGCUUGGAGUAAUCUGGGACGACUCAGGAUACUUCAGUACCCAGAGAACUGCAGGUAGCUAACAGGUAGUGGAAAACCAAGGAUCCCAAGGCAAGAGGAUUUGAAGCUCCGAGGGAGGCGUGAUCAGCGGGGGAAAGGCAGGACCCGGGGGUCAAGUCGAGUUUCGGAGUUCAGGCGAAGCUGGCAGCAUGGCAGGGGUGGUGUGGGUAGGAAAAGCCUAUGAGAGCUCUGCUGGCAGAGCAGACUGCACCUGAGGCCCGGCUCGUGGAGGGAGGGGCGUGCGCCGGGCGAACGGAGCUCCGCGGCCGGGGGGCGCGCGGCAGCGCGGGGAUUGGAGGGCGCUCGCGGGCUCCGUGCGCUACUUAGGCGGAGCGGUGGAGCGGAGCUUGUGCGCGCGACCCCAGCCCGCCGCUUGGUCCUUGGUGCAGCGCUCAGCUGCUCCACCGCGUUCCGCCGCCUGGGGUGGGCACCCCAAAGCAUGAACAUGCCCUCAACACUGCCCCCCGGGGUCGAGGACACCACCUGGACCCCCGGAACCAACGCCAGCAGCGCUCCGGAGGAGGAGGAGGAUGCGGUGCGGUCCGACGGCACGGGGACAGCAGGCAUGGUCACCAUCCAAUGCAUAUAUGCGCUCGUGUGCCUGGUGGGCCUGGUGGGCAACGCCCUGGUCAUCUUCGUGAUACUACGCUAUGCCAAGAUGAAGACAGCCACCAACAUCUACCUGCUCAACCUGGCGGUCGCCGAUGAGCUCUUCAUGCUGAGCGUGCCAUUCGUGGCCUCGGCGGCCGCCCUGCACCACUGGCCCUUCGGGGCGGUGCUGUGUCGCGCAGUGCUUAGCGUGGAUGGCCUUAACAUGUUCACCAGUGUCUUCUGCCUCACCGUGCUCAGCGUGGACCGCUAUGUGGCUGUAGUGCACCCUUUGCGCGCCGCCACCUACCGGCGGCCCAGCGUGGCCAAGCUAAUCAACCUGGGAGUGUGGCUAGCAUCCUUGUUGGUCACCCUGCCCAUCGCAGUCUUCGCUGACACCAGGCCGGCUCGCGGGGGCGAGACCGUGGCUUGCAACCUGCACUGGCCUCACCCAGCCUGGUCUGCGGUCUUCGUGAUCUAUACUUUUUUGUUGGGCUUCCUACUCCCUGUUCUGGCCAUUGGUCUAUGCUACCUGCUGAUUGUGGGCAAGAUGCGUGCGGUGGCCCUGCGGGCUGGCUGGCAGCAACGGAGGCGCUCAGAGAAGAAGAUCACAAGGCUCGUGCUGAUGGUGGUGACCGUCUUUGUGCUGUGCUGGAUGCCCUUCUAUGUGGUGCAGCUUCUGAAUCUGUUUGUCACCAGCCUCGAUGCCACAGUCAACCAUGUGUCCCUCAUCCUCAGCUAUGCCAACAGCUGUGCCAACCCCAUUCUCUAUGGCUUCCUCUCUGACAACUUCCGGCGCUCUUUCCAGAGGGUUCUUUGCCUGCGCUGCUGUCUCCUGGAAACGACUGGAGGUGCCGAGGAAGAGCCCCUGGACUAUUAUGCCACCGCUCUCAAAAGCAGAGGGGGUGCAGGAUGCAUAUGCCCCCCACUGCCCUGCCAGCAGGAGCCCAUGCAAGCAGAACCUGGCUGCAAGCAAGUCCCUUUCACCAAGACUACUACUUUCUGAAAACCAUUUUCACCCUCCCUCAGCUCAUCUGCAAAACGUCGCACCACCCUCUCAGCCCAGCAACUUCAAGAACAACUUCUGUUUUCAGGAAGCCAGCCCCUUUCAGCAGUCUGCGCUGUCCUUAGGAGCCUCGGAACUCCUGCUAGCCCCACUCCCAGGACGGGCUCCAAGGACACUUCCAUGGGGGUAGGACUCCUCUGGGAAUUGGGUUAGAGAACCAGCCAUUCCUGAACCUCUGGCAGUUUUUCAAGGGGUGAGAAAGAGGAGGUGGUCAGAAAGUCAUGUCUACCCUUGUGUGACUUGUGACAGUGACUGCUUGGAAGAGCCCCGGGGAGGUGAGGUAGGCAGAGCCCCUUCCCCCUGCAGGCCCUUUGCCUUAUGGUGGUAGAAUAGUGUACAUGGUGAAACAGGAGAAGAUAAGAUACCUCCAAGUGCUUUCCCUGAGUCUGUUUGAGACUCUUGUUGCUAAGUGAGAUGUCUAUGCAACAGCUGAGUGGACUUGCUUUGUCACCCUACAAGUGUCUCCCAGUUGUCAAGAGGCCAGGAACAGACUUCCUGUGAAUGCAAAAGGUUUAUAGAAAUAUGAUGUGGGGGUUGCUGCAAAGCAUAAAACUUCUGGUCAGGAAUUAAAAGGCAGAAAGGAUAAAAAUCUCAUCUGCUGCAUUUUUUUUUCCACCUCUUUCCCUGGCUACAGGAAUAGGAAGCUUCAUUAAAGCCCAAGUUAUGCUAUGAGGGGAGGGUGUCAGGAAAAGACCAGAGAACUAGGGUGGAGGGGAAACAGACUGUGUUUUGACACCAGAUGCUGACUACAGUGAAAGGCCAUCCCUGUGUGCCUGGUAAGUUAACCGCAGCUCCAGUGAUCUUUCCCCUGAGAAAGAGAGAUUCACAGUCUGUGAGAGCUUUGCUUCUGCUAAAGUAGUGGGGGAAGCCAAGCAGACGCUGCCUCUGAGUGAGGAGUGGCUGACCGCAGCCCACAUCUGUACAGCAAAAGAGCCUGCUGAGUUCCACCGACCCGGUGCUGAUGGUACUAGAACAGUAAGUCAGGGGGGCAGGAGGAAGACAGGGUAGUCACUGGGCAGUUUCCACAGCUGCCUGGCAGGGGUGUAUGGUCCUUAAAAGAAAACACCUGGGUCCUAUCAUUUUAGAAAACAUCUCUCUGUGUUCUAGGGCAGUCAGCAUGAGUUCUAACUGUUGGGAGGCUACUGGGAAUCCAGACUGGCCCAAGAGGCAGGGUGGGGCCCAAGGACACGCCCCAUCACCACGUGGGUUACAAGUGCAUCUCUGAGAGCCUGGGAGAAGCAGGGGGUGACCUUUUCUGGGCUGUUUGCCCAGAGCCAUGACUUGUGUGACAGUAGCAGUGCCUGGUAUGUGGGAAAUGGACAAGAGAGCUGAAUUCUGGUCCCAGACACAAAUGUCUUAUAACCCAAGCAGGGCACGCAGGCCAGGUAUUCAGAAUUCUUGCCUGGAAAAAUCAGCAGGUCCUUGUACAGUGUGGGGACUCUUGUUGAUUCAGUGUUUCUGCUGUUUUGCCGUUGUUGCUGUUUGUUCUGUUGCUGCUUGAGACAAGAUUCCAUGUAACACCAGCUAGCCGUGAAUUCACUACGUAGUAGCUAAGGAUGACUUUGAACUUCUGAUCCUCCUACCUCUACCUCCUGAGUGUUGGGAUUACAGUGUGCAACACUAUGCCCACUUUAUAUACAGUGUUAGGGAUAGAAUACAGAGCCUCAUACCGGUUAGGCAGGCCCUCCACCAACUGAGGUACAUCCCCAGCCCCACUUACAUGGUGACUCUUACAGGGCUAACCUUAUACUUUUUUGCAGGAUGGAGGGACGAGAAAUUCCAACUUCUUCACUAACAAUAGAAAAAGAUAAAGGCCAAUGUUAAGUGUCUGGAUGUACAUCUGUAGGGAUCUUACCUUCUCCAAAUGCAGCUACCUAGAUGCCUAAGAAUGACAAUUAAUGUUGAUUGUAGGUGUGUCAGAGGGUUAGGUAGGAAUGUGUAGAAGUCAUCAGGGUCUGCUUAUCAGGUGAGCUUCACUUACCUCUGAGAGAAGUGCAUUGCCAGGUCUCUUCCAUAUGCAAGGCCAUGGCUGUGGAUUGGAAAUAUCUAAAUAGAGCACUGACCCCUUUGGUUCCACUAGCAUGAAUCCACACAUGUUCACACACACACAUGCCCAUAUCAUUCCUAACUGGUCUUUACUUCCCACAGUCACCCUGGGCAUCUGGAACAAGUCAGUCAGUCCCAUGUCUAUGGCUCUUACAUAAGUAACAGCAACUUCUUGCAAGUCGUUAAAAUGAAAUUGUUUCUUUCUCUGUCCCUGAUGCCUGGCAGAGUGGACACCGGAUAAGUAUGCUUGAACUUCACUGCAAGGAUCAUGCAGUGAGAAAUUUUGGCAUUUCAACGGUUGCAGUGUACGAAGGUGUUAGGCUUUUGCCUAGUUUGAGUGGGUCUGGAGUUCCUCUUUUCAGCCUUCUAAUGACUCACACAGGUCCUAAGACAUGCUUGUUUGCCUGGAAAAAGACUAAUUCCAUUUUUUAAAUGCAAUCUUUUAAUGAGAAUUAUUGGCGGUUGAGGGGCAGAUACCUUCAAGCUGAUAGGUUGAUUGAUAUUCUCCAAUGAUAAUGGGAAGCAUCAGCUUUAGCUAGCUUAUGAGCAGGACUUUCAGCUCUCCAGCCUCAGUUUUCCACUCUUAACAUAUGUACAAAGAGAGGGUUUAAGUUCCAAGUUUUCUGUUUUGUCUGUGCUACCACAAAAUCUGGACAUGAAUCCCAGCAAAUUUGGACCCUGUAACACUUGCCUGAUAGAUUGUAAGUGGUGAAUCACCCCUAUUUCUCACUCUCUUAUCCGAAGAACAUGACAGUACAGUCUUAAGUUCUGUGAGCACAGAUGUCAGAAUUCUGAGUCUGUGUUUGUCUAACUCUACUGUGUUAGUCAGCACCACACCCUAAAACUCUGCUCUGUGGGUCCAUGUGCAAGGAGAUGUAUUCAGUGACAGAGCGCGGAGGGUUUCUCUCAGUGAUGCAACCAGCCUCCAGACAACAUGGUGAGUCUGCACAGCAUGGAACUAGCAAAUGGUUGGCAAAGAUGGGUAUUAAUCAAAUAACCAUAUAAAUGGAAGUAUAAUUUAAUUCUAAACUAAAAUAAGAAUCAUGUCUUGGCUGGAGAUGCAGCUUAAUGGUUGACUGUUUGCUUAGCAUGUGCAAAGCUCUGGCUUUCAUGCCCAGCAACACACACACACACACACACACACACACACACACACACACACACACACACUAUUCAAAGAAAGAAGUUGGCUCCCAUGAGCUAAUACAAUAGAGUCAGCCCUGCUCUUAUAGCAGGUAUUCCGGGGACACUGAGGAGGAGGGACUAGGGUGGUAUGGAGGCUUCUCUGUGUGUUAUUAUUCAAAUCAGCCUUUCUUUAGUCAUUUUGUGCAGGCAGUGAUUUCUCUUCCUCUCUUUUGAUGAAAGCAUCAUUUGCAUAAGGUAGAAUUCACCCUUUCCAGGUGUGCUGUUCUGUAACUGUUGAUGUGCAGUCGCAGUUCUGAAGUUGACACCCCAAUCAAGAGAAACACGGUUUCCAUCCUUCUUGCUUUCUUUGUGAUCUGUAACCCACAGAAGUGGACCACAGGGAAGACAAGAGGCAUGUAAAAUUACAAUCAGGCUCUCCCUAAAUCUUUGAGUGCUGCCCUCAUUAUACCAGCCCUGGGUUCCUUCAACUACCCGGAAGAACUCAGCCCAGAGACCCAGGCAGCUGCAGCCUGCCCUCCUUCAGUCCGAAACCAGGAAGAAGCACUCUGUACUUCAGAAGCCUCUUAAACAAACGGGGACAUUGAAUAAGUUCCUGGGCAAAGUUGUGAAGUCCCUGUGGACCUUGUAACCUUUGGGACAAUGGAGAAGGAAUGCGGCUUCCUUCCAGGCCAGAAACCCAUGCUCCCUUCCUGGAAGAACAGUGAGGGUAUUCCUCCAGACCCUGCCUCUGCUGUGAUCUGCCUCUGCUAACUGCUCUGAAGACAGCCUAUCCUGGGUUUGUGUCACUCUGAUACAACUUCUUAUUCAGGCUGGCUUCCUGUGCUUUCAAAGUUCAAGAAAGCAGAAUCUCACUCUAGCCCAUCUGGCCAGCCAGCUUCUCUUGCUGUCAGUGCUGGGUUUCUGCAGAACCACCUUGAAGGAAGAGGGUGAAAACACAGGUGGCAGUUAAACACCUGCAAAGAAUCUCAGGUGUAUACCUGCACACCACCAUUUCCACUUGCAGAGGAGAGUAGGGCAAAAAGUGAGGUCAAAAUUAGCAUGGGAAAGAAACUAGUUGACUGAAGGGAAGACUAGUAACCCCUUCCCACCAAAGCUGAGGUGUAACAAACAGAGCCUGUGCAAUAUAUAUAUAUAUAAAGCCUCUAUAAAGGUUCCUUCCAAUCUGUGAGAUAGGACCUGGGUACUAUUGAGCUACUGGCCCACUUCCUCCCCUGACCCACUUCCUCCCCUGGAAGUGCUUUCUUCUGUAAUAAACUUGUUCUGCUUCUACCGC